AUGCAGAGCCCCAACCCCAACGAUGAUGAUGAUUUGUUUACUCUCUCUCUCUCUUGGAAUCAACCAACGAGAGCAUCAAACUUUCCUACCCUAAUCAUGCAACCGCAACCGCAACCGCAAAAUCCAUUCAUUAACCCUAGGUUGGCACCCUACACUGCUUCUAACCACAACAACAUGAAUGCUGCUGUUGAUCGCGUGCAAGCAAAUGCUCCUGUACCCUCUUCUUUGUCGCGUUCUCGCCGCCGCGAUGGAAGGAGCGAAACCAUCGUUCCACCCUUCCCCUGGGCCACGAACCGGCGCGCCACGGUCCAGACCCGAAAGUACCUCUUGGAGAACAAGAUUCUGAAAAUCAGGGGGGACAUGGAGUGCAGGAUGUGCAAGAGAAAGUACUUGAUGGUUCUUGAUCUGGAGAGCAAGUUUUCCGAAUUGUGGAGCUUCAUUCAGAAGGAAAAGGAGAGCAUGCAUGAUAGGGCACCCAGCGUUUGGCUGAAACCUGUGCUUCCAAGAUGCUAUCACUGCGGACAAGAAAACAGCGUCCAACCCUCCCUUGCAGGGACUAAGAAAAAGGCCAUUAAUUGGUUGUUCUUGCUGCUAGGUCAAAUGCUCGGUUGCUGCACUCUCAAUCAUCUCAAAUAUUUCCUCAAGCACACCAACCGUCAUCGAACUGGAGCCAAGGAUCGAAAUCUUUAUUCUACCUACAUGGGCCUCUGCCAGCAGCUAGUUCCUGAGUUCUUCAGUUCUUGA
Messenger RNA from Glycine soja, 744 nucleotides. RefSeq lists its product as uncharacterized. The record is from RefSeq and is a predicted model, not a curated record. NCBI's taxonomy places the organism in Eukaryota, Viridiplantae, Streptophyta, Magnoliopsida, Fabales, Fabaceae. Bases 1 to 744 code for a protein of 247 amino acids. The transcript has a single exon.